Molecule: messenger RNA, 5765 nt
Organism: Penaeus vannamei (Pacific white shrimp)
Lineage: Eukaryota; Metazoa; Arthropoda; Malacostraca; Decapoda; Penaeidae
Source: RefSeq, a predicted model, not a curated record
UGUGUGCCCGCCGCCUGGCCAUUCCGCACCUUCCCGUCUCUGCAAUAUCACAUGCGCUCCCUCUAUCUCGUGUGCGUGUGCGUGCGUGUCGCGUAUAUACAUAUAUAUAUAGUGCAGGCCUUGAGCUGGUGGGUCUCCUGUUCGGGCUAAGUGCUCCUGUAGGAUACACUCGCUGGUCCCGCGGGAUCUCAAGCCUAAAAGCCCCUUGAGGAAAAAAAGGAUUUGCCGCUGAGGUGAACAGAAAGUAUUUAUUUAUUUAUUUAUCUCAACUCUUCGUCCGUUCUGGUUGUGAACGCGCUGACGGAAGAGAAGUCAAAGAAACAGAAAAAAAGGAAGAAGAAGGAAAAGCUAAAGAGAUUAUUCAAUUAGAAACAAAAGAGAGAGAGAGAGAGAGUAAGGAAUACUUUUUUGUACACACGUACGUCUCGAUAUCCUGUAACCGUGCUUGGAAAUUCAGUGUAGUGUUCUGACUCAACCGCUGCAAGAACGACAAGCAAGCGGACAAGCGUGGUUUCUCAAGCAGACUUCAUGCUUGAUCAAGAUUUCAGUCGCAGCCUUUCGCCAGCUUUUGCCAACGAGAGAAAUUGGUAUAGUUGGUUGUUUUCGAAGGAGAUCGCCAAUUAUAUUCACCCUUCGCAUCUUAGGAAGGACGAUAUGAAACUAGUCGAGGGAGGCUACGGCGCCAUGGGGACCUCGUCGCAGUACUGCCUGCGCUGGAACAACCACCGCAACAACCUCCUGGCCGCCUUCGACCAGCUCUUGCACGUCGAGGCCUUCACGGACGUGACUCUGGCGUGCGAGGACGGCGCCACGCUCCACGCCCACCGCCUCGUCCUCGCCGCAUGCUCCUCCUACUUCCAGGCGCUCUUCGUCAACGCCCACACGGCCAACCACCCCAUCGUGGUGCUGAAGGACGUGCGGGCGUGCGACAUGCGGGCGCUGCUGGAGUACAUGUACCGCGGGGAGGUCAACAUCGAGCACGACGCCCUCCAGGGCCUCCUGCGGGUGGCCGAGAGCCUCAAGGUGAAGGGGCUCGUCGAGGAGCUCGGCAAUGAGACCAACGCCGCCCUCCGCCCGCCCUCGCCGCCGCACGAAGCCUCCCACCCGCCCUCCACGCCCGUCGACGCCCGCGCCCUCCAGGACCUGCCGCCGCGCUCCAGGGUCGAGCCGCCCACCUCGGCGUCCGGCCCCGCCCCUCUGUCGGUGUCGAGCCACGAGCAGGUGCGCGCCUCGUCGCCCACGCCCCCCCUGUACCCCCUGCCCCCGCCCGGCCACCCCCUGCACCGCCCCAGCCCCGCCCCCCGCGCCCGACCUCCAGACGCCCGUGAGCUCGACCUGCGCGGCGACGCCCGCGACCUGAGGGACCACUUGAGAGAGCACCUGCGAGAGCCCCUCCGCGACGCCCACAGAGAAUCGCUCAGAGACGCCCACCGCGACGCCCUGAGGGACCCGCGCGACGCCCACGAGCCGAGGGACGUGCACACGCCCGGCAGCCUGGACUCGGACCCGCCGCGGCCGCCGCUGUCGCUCAUCUCGCCCGUGCCAUGCUGCCCGAACCCAUGCUCUCGCCCACGCCCAUCCUCCGCACCGCCCCCGGCCACGGCUCCCGCCUGGGCCUCGUCCAUGAUGCCCCUGCCCGGACUCCUCAGCUCGCACGUGCCCCACCUGCUGCCCCACGACCACCGCGACCACCUCGAGUCUCCGUACAGUUUGUCGCUGAAGAAGGAACAGCACGACGAGGAAUCCCGCUCCAUGUCCGAUAUCUCGCGCGAGGACGAACAGGAAAAGUCGAAGAUCGAAUCGCUGGCCAACGGACCCCUCCUGCCUGAGUUCAACCCGUACCACAUCGACCCCAACGGCCCCUCCCACUACAGCAACUUCGUCAGCUACGUGCCCACGCCCAAGCCGGAGUGGAAGCGGUACAAGCAGUAUACCAAGACUGACCUCAUGGAUGCCAUCGAAGCCGUCCGGAGUGGCAUGACGGCGCUGCAGGCUUCGCGGAAGUACAAGGUUCCUUCCCGAACGCUGUACGACAAGAUCAAGAAGAUGGGCAUCAGCACCGUGCCCCGCCGCAUGCCCAGCAAGAAGCCCUCCCCCUCGAGCACCGACCUGGAGACCAGCACCGCCGACACGCACGCCCCGCCCGAGCACCACGACCCGCCGCCCAGGGACGCCAGGGACGCCAGAGACCCGCCCCUCCCGGACCACGACAAGAGGCACCACAAGAGCGCGACCAGCGACGACGACGACCACUCGGCCUCGGGCGCCCCCGUGGUCAUCGACGACGAGGACGAGUCCUCCUCGCCGACCCCGGGCUCCACGCCGGCCCUCGGCUCCUUCUCGCUCGUCGGACGCAAGAUGUACGAGAACGGCGCCGGGGAGUCCUCGGCCAAGCCCCUCGACCUCACCGACACGGAGUCGCUCCUGCCCAAGCGAGCCGAGAUCGAGGAGCGGGCCUAAGCGGCGGCGGGGCAGGCGGAGCGCCGCGUCCCGCCCGCCGGCGCCGAGGCACGUAGUUCAAAUGGCCAGCGCUGGGCCGGGCCGCCCUCGGGCUCGCGCCUCGCAGCCAGCGCCAUCUUCAUUGCACUCAGGUUAUCUGGAGGUCGUCUCGAGGACCAGUCAGUCUCAGUAGUUCGUCUCCCGUCGAGGAACUGACCUCCAGCAAGGGUUGUGACCUCUCUUAGUCCUCAGGGGGUUGAAGGCGACGUCCGGUCUCGCAAGGAGCUCGAACCGAAGCAGAACUUGCCCUUAGCGCCACCGCCGACUGCAGUUCCGGAUUGCCUUCAGCGUCUACUGGUGGGCUCACCUCAGGUUAUUUCCCGCCUUUCAACGGCUCACACAGUGUUAGAACGGGCGCCUGCGAACACGUCUUGCUUGUAAGGGACAGAAGUGAGCUGGCCACGUGCUUGAAGGCAGUGAUUCCCCCUCGGCACGCAGGAGGAGUGACGUGAGAGAGGGUAGUCACAUAGGGCAUUACCGAGCUCCUCCACAGGCAAGCGAGUCGCAAGCCAGCCACAUCGCAAGCAAGACGGGUUGGAAGCCGCCGCCCGAGAGUUGUCCUUUCCUUGAGUCCGAGCGGGAGAAGUCGACUUAGUCUUUUGUCUGUGAGUGUCUCCCAGUGUUGGACGUUUCGGGAAGACCCUUAAGAGUGACGGAUAGGUCGAGGCGGCACGCGGGGCAGGGCCAGGGGGGCCGAAGCCAGCGGGAGCGACAGGAGGAAAGUUGAGACGAAGAAAUGGGAAAAAAAAGACGCAGUGUCGAUCGAGACGGGUCUGUCUGCAAUACGUCUGUCUGUCUCCCUCCCUCCCGAGGUGGAAAAGGCAGUUGCCCCCCACUCCCCCUCCCCCUCCCCACCACCCUACCUUCUCCUGUGCCGUCUUGACUCGUCUGUGUGAAGCCGUGGUAAUCAAAAUGUACCCCAUGUGUUACUCACGAUUUUCAAGAUUUAGAGAAUGUAUCCAUAGUUGUAAGUAUGCAGUCUUUACUUGCUCUUGAUGUAUACUAAAAUACCUCACCUAAACCAAGGACUUUGUAUACGAGGACCUCCCAAAAGAUAUGGGUGGACCUGCUACGGUACAGAAUAGUAUACGAUCAGAAUUAUAAAUUAUAUAUGUUCAGAUUUACUUUCUUUAUGAAUGCAUAGUUCUAGUAUGGACACUAAUGUGAGAAUGAUGUUUAUAAGUUGUUGUUGUGUUUUUUUUAUUAUGUUAUAUUUCAGCGUGUAUGAUAUUAUGGUAGAUAAUAGAACAUCCAUUUUUGAGUAUACGAGUGGUAUGGAAUCAGGCACGGACGGCCAUUUUCCCCCACAAAAACUGUAGUUAAGAUUGACUUUGUUCAGGAAAAAGGGAAAUUUACCAGUCCUCUCCCCCUUUAACAAAAAAAGAGGAAAUCCUGAAUGCGGUCUGGAGGAAAAUAAGGAAGGAAGGAAAGAUAUUUAAAAGAAAAGAAGAAAGAAAGUAAUACCGGUGAUGAUAAUAAAAAUUUGAUAUUUCUAACUUCAUGUAUGAUUUCAAAAAACUUUUUUUUUUCGUCUUUCUUUCAAGACACCAUUUUGGCUCGAUAGUGAAAGGAGAGACCAAUAAUUUGCCCCAGCGAAUGAAGGUGAAUGAAAUAAAGCAUAAAACACCAAAAUGAGAAGAAAAAAGAGAUUCAUAACGCGAUUGAUAGAACGAAACCCUGUGAGACUUUUCUGUGAUGAUAAAACGAAAAAUAAAAUGAGGAAAGUGCCAAGCCGCCGGGAGCCAAGUGGCACUCCCUCCCUUGUCUGUUGGCCCUCUGUGGUGGCUCUUCCCUCUCGCUCUUGUCGCAAGGGACGAGGGAAGUAAAAAAAGAGAGAAAGAAUAGGGAAAGAGAUGAAAAUAAGGACAUUUUUUUUGUAUGAGAAAGUUGUGCGUGGCAUGAUAGAAAGAGAAGGGAAAAAGUAACAUUUUUUUUAAAGUUGUUUUUUUCGAUUUUUUUUUUUCGAAAGGGAAAGGGAGAAGAUGAGAUGGAGGGAGUAAUGCAUUUGAUAAGGAAUUAGAUGCAGACUUCUUUCAAUUUCCUGCGAAAAUCCGUUAGCUUAAGAAAAGUCUUUUUUUCUUAAUUCUGCUAAUGAAUCGCUUUUACUUUUUUUUCCCUUUGAGAAGAAAAAAAACAACAAAUGCCUAACGACUAACGACUCAAUCAAGGCAAAAAAAAAAGCAAAAAAAAACAACAACAUCCCAACCAUUUAGAAAAACAAAUAAAAACUAAAACUAAAAAAAAAAAAAAUAUCCGAAAUCUUUUUUGCAUUUACUCGUAAGAACUUUGUAUGAUACAACUGUGGAGAAAGAAAUACAUCGAUUUAGAGUUUAAGGUUUUUUGGCCCAAAAGUUGAGGUUUAUUCACGUUUCAAUUUUUUUUUUUUUUUUUUUUUUUUUUUUUUUUUUUUUUUUUUUGAAGAUGGAAUUUUUGGCGGCACUGAUAUCUGUUUGGCUAGGAAAAAGAUACGAAAAAAUGACCAAAAAAAGAUAUAUAUUACCUUAUGAUUUACAUUCGGGGUGUGUCUCACUGUAAGCAUCAUCACUGUUCUAAUUAAGCUUAGGAAGCUUGAUAAAGAAAGUAAAGCAGAAGAAACGAGAGAUUAUGCCAGCGCAUCUCUGAACGUAUAUAUGUGUAGGUACGGUUUUGGAAGGUCGAAAACCUAGCAAGUCGAGGCUCUUUGGAAAAGGGUGUGGUGAUUUCUUCUCUCUCUCUCUCUCUCUCUCUUCUUCUCUCUCUCUCUCUCUCUCUUUCUCUCUCUCUCUCUCUCUCUCUCUCUCUCUCUCUCUCCUCUCUCUCUCUCUCUCUCUCUCUCUCUCUCUCUCUCUCUCUCUCUCUCUCUCCACCAAAACACACUUAUUUAGUCCAGAGAAGUCAACUGAAGAAUAAAUAGAUAGUAGAUGGAUAUAGAACAAGGAAAACAAGAGAGAAAAAAAACGGUCACAACCCUUUGAGAGUCUCGGCUUGACCUGAGAUGCGUUCGGGCGACGGCCAAAACUUGCUCCCGGGUUGAAAGAAUCUUGCGUUGGCUUGCUCAGAAAGAUCGACGUGUAUAUUUUUUUUUUCUUUUUUUUUUCUUCUUUUCUUUUCCUUUCGUUAAUUUUUUUGUACGUGUGUUGUUACCUGUGAACAAUUAUUUAUUAUCUAUUUUAUAUUAUCAUUUUAUAUUAUGAUAACUGUUGUGAUGUUUCUGCAACAUCUUUUUUUGUUUCGUUUUUCUCUCACUCAAAUUGAUAAAAGAGAAAUAAUAAAAAACUAUUGCAAUA